AUGGUUAAGGAAAAAUCGAAGGACAGUGGUAGUAAUGAUCCGAGAGCUGACUGGAAAGACCCUAAGGAAUUACAAGCUUUUUGUGAGUUCUGUGUUGUUCAAGUCAUAGACGGCAAGAGGAAAGGAGGAUUUUUGACCAAAACUGGGGUUGAUGCAGUGAUUGAGCAGUUGGGUGCCAUGGGAAAAGUGGUGACUUACUUGCAGGUUAAAAACAAAUGGAAUCAUCUGAGAAAAGGGUGGAAGCAAUAUAAUGAAUGUUUUGACAAUGAGACUGGGUUGGGUUAUGAUGUUGGAACUGGGAUGCUUGAGGCCAGUGAUGAGUGGUGGACCCGAAAGAUUGCGGCAUGUCCCAAUGCAAAAACCUUUAAUAAUAAAGAUUUGCCGAAUUGUAACUUCAUGAACAUCAUAUUUGGAGGCACAGUUGCAACAGACAAAAAUGCAUUCUGCAUGAGUGGUCAAAUACCAAAGGAAACCACCGAAGGGUCUGGGGACUCCGUUGAUAGCACAGAAUUUGUUGACCCCCAAUGUGAACCCGUUGUGAAUGUUGACGCAAUGGAGGUUAAAAGUCCAUCAUCGUCGAGGGCAGGACCAGCAAUGACUAAGGGGAAAGGCUUGGCAACCAGUGUCCACCUUUUCAAGCCAAUUUGCAAGAAAUCAAGAAAAAAGCAUUCAGUUGCGCAAGAGAUGUCCUACUCUUUGAAGAGCAUCUCAAAUGUUAUUAUUGAAAGUAGAAGUGUAAGUACCCGUACACCAUUUGCUUCCACAACAACUAUUCAGGUUAAAGUAAUUCUGGACAUGGUGUUGAGUCUUCCCGGGGUGCACUCAGGUUAUCCCCUUCAUCUGUUCAACACCUUCUACUUCAUGGAAAAAGAGCUAGGUAGGCACAUGUUUACAGAACUUCACGAUGAUAAGGACGUUCAGCUGAAGUGGUUAGAAAAAGAGUACCAAAGGCACCCUGAAUUUCAUUUUCAGUGA
Molecule: messenger RNA, 975 nt
Organism: Quercus lobata
Lineage: Eukaryota; Viridiplantae; Streptophyta; Magnoliopsida; Fagales; Fagaceae
Product: L10-interacting MYB domain-containing protein-like
Exons: 2
Coding region: 1-975 (324 amino acids)
Source: RefSeq, a predicted model, not a curated record